Molecule: messenger RNA, 4464 nt
Organism: Closterium sp. Yama58-4
Lineage: Eukaryota; Viridiplantae; Streptophyta; Zygnematophyceae; Desmidiales; Closteriaceae
Source: the annotation of a GenBank genome assembly
AUGCCAGUGGCUGGGGGGAUUGGAGGGGGUGUGGAUGGGGGAAAUGGGGAGGGGGGAGGAAAGAAUGGAAGUGACAUGAAGAGGGGAAGGAGGGCGUCUCGAUGCGGAAGGUUUCUGCGUCCACUAGAUGCCAGUGACUGGGGGGGGAGGAGGAAGGGUUGUGGAGGGGGAAAAGGGAGAGAAGGGGAGAAAGAAUGGGGGGGCAAAGGAGGGCGUCUUGAUGGGAAAUGGGUUGCUCGUGGACCAAGAGCGCACUCGUGGACCAAGGAGCGCACUCGUGGACCAAGGAGCGCACUCAUGGACCAAGGAGCGCACUCGUGGACCAUGGCGCGCACUCGUGGACCAAGGCGCGCACUCGUGGACCAAGGAGCGCACUCGUGGACCAAGGAGCGCACUCGUGGACCAAGGAGCGCACUCGUGGACCAAGGAGCGCACUCGUGGACCAAGGAGCGCACUCGUGGACCAAGGAGCGCGCUCGUGGACCAAGGAGCGCACUCGUGGACCAAGGAGCGCACUCGUGGACCAAGGAGCGCACUCGUGGACCAAGGAGCGCACUCGUGGACCAAGGAGCGCACUCGUGGACCAAGGAGCGCGCUCGUGGACCAAGGAGCGCGCUCGUGGACCAAGGAGCGCGCUCGUGGACCAAGGAGCGCGCUCGUGGACCAAGGAGCGCACUCGUGGACCAAGGAGCGCACUCGUGGACCAAGGAGCGCACUCGUGGACCAAGGAGCGCGCUCGUGGACCAAGGAGCGCGCUCGUGGACCAAGGAGCGCGCUCGUGGACCAAGGAGCGCGCUCGUGGACCAAGGAGCGCGCUCGUGGACCAAGGAGCGCGCUCGUGGACCAAGGAGCGCGCUCGUGGACCAAGGAGCGCGCUCGUGGACCAAGGAGCGCGCUCGUGGACCAAGGAGCGCUCUCGUGGACCAAGGAGCGCUCUCGUGGACCAAGGAGCGCACUCGUGGACCAAGGAGCGCACUCGUGGACCAAGGAGCGCACUCGUGGACCAAGGAGCGCUCUCGUGGACCAAGAAGCGCUCUCGUGGACCAAGGAGCGCACUCGUGGACCAAGGAGCGCACUCGUGGACCAAGGAGCGCGCUCGUGGACCAAGGAGCGCGCUCGUGGACCAAGGAGCGCACUCGUGGACCAAGGAGCGCGCUCGUGGACCAAGGAGCGCGCUCGUGGACCAAGGAGCGCCCUCGUGGACCAAGGAGCGCCCUCGUGGACCAAGGAGCGCGCUCGUGGACCAAGGAGCGCGCUCGUGGACCAAGGAGCGCGCUCGUGGACCAAGGAGCACGCUCGUGGGACCAAGGAGCGCCCUCGUGGACCAAGGAGCGCUCUCGUGGACCCAAGGAGCGCGCUCGUGGACCAAGGCGCGCUCGUGGACCAAGGCGCGCUCGUGGACCAAGGCGCGCACUCGUGGACCAAGGAGCGCACUCGUGACCAAGGCGCGCACUCGUGGACCAAGGCGCGCACUCGUGGACCAAGGCGCGCACUCGUGGACCAAGGAGCGCACUCGUGGACCAAGGAGCGCACUCGUGGACCAAGGCGCGCACUCGUGGACCAAGGAGCGCUCUCGUGGACCAAGGAGCGCUCUCGUGGACCAAGGAGCGCACUCGUGGACCAAGGAGCGCACUCGUGGACCAAGGAGCGCACUCGUGGACCAAGAAGCGCUCUCGUGGACCAAGGAGCGCACUCGUGGACCAAGGAGCGCACUCGUGGACCAAGGAGCGCGCUCGUGGACCAAGGAGCGCGCUCGUGGACCAAGGAGCGCACUCGUGGACCAAGGAGCGCGCUCGUGGACCAAGGAGCGCGCUCGUGGACCAAGGAGCGCCCUCGUGGACCAAGGAGCGCCCUCGUGGACCAAGGAGCGCGCUCGUGGACCAAGGAGCGCGCUCGUGGACCAAGGAGCGCGCUCGUGGACCAAGGAGCACGCUCGUGGACCAAGGAGCGCCCUCGUGGACCAAGGAGCGCCCUCGUGGACCAAGGCGCGCUCGUGGACCAAGGCGCGCUCGUGGACCAAGGCGCGCUCGUGGACCAAGGCGCGCACUCGUGGACCAAGGAGCGCACUCGUGGACCAAGGCGCGCACUCGUGGACCAAGGCGCGCACUCGUGGACCAAGGCGCGCACUCGUGGACCAAGGAGCGCACUCGUGGACCAGGAGCGCACUCGUGGACCAAGGCGCGCACUCGUGGACCAAGGAGCGCACUCGUGGACCAAGGCGCGCACUCGUGGACCAAGGCGCGCACUCGUGGACCAAGGAGCGCACUCGUGGACCAAGGCGCGCACUCGUGGACCAAGGCGCGCACUCGUGGACCAAGGCGCGCACUCGUGGACCAAGGCGCGCACUCGUGGACCAAGGAGCGCACUCGUGGACCAAGGAGCGCACUCGUGGACCAAGGAGCGCACUCGUGGACCAAGGAGCGCACUCGUGGACCAAGGAGCGCGCUCGUGGACCAAGGAGCGCCCUCGUGGACCAAGGAGCGCGCUCGUGGACCAGGAGCGCGCUCGUGGACCAAGGAGCGCGCUCGUGGACCAAGGAGCGCCCUCGUGGACCAAGGCGCGCACUCGUGGACCAAGGCGCGCACUCGUGGACCAAGGAGCGCACUCGUGGACCAAGGCGCGCACUCGUGGACCAAGGCGCGCACUCGUGGACCAAGGAGCGCUCUCGUGGACCAAGGAGCGCACUCGUGGACCAAGGAGCGCACUCGUGGACCAAGGAGCGCACUCGUGGACCAAGGCGCGCACUCGUGGACCAAGGAGCGCACUCGUGGACCAGGAGCGCACUCGUGGACCAAGGCGCGCACUCGUGGACCAAGGAGCGCACUCGUGGACCAAGGCGCGCACUCGUGGACCAAGGCGCGCACUCGUGGACCAAGGAGCGCACUCGUGGACCAAGGAGCGCACUCGUGGACCAAGGAGCGCACUCGUGGACCAAGGAGCGCACUCGUGGACCAAGGCGCGCACUCGUGGACCAAGGAGCGCACUCGUGGACCAAGGAGCGCACUCGUGGACCAAGGAGCGCACUCGUGGACCAAGGCGCGCACUCGUGGACCAAGGAGCGCACUCGUGGACCAAGGCGCGCACUCGUGGACCAAGGAGCGCACUCGUGGACCAAGGAGCGCACUCGUGGACCAAGGCGCGCACUCGUGGACCAAGGCGCGCACUCGUGGACCAAGGCGCGCACUCGUGGACCAAGGCGCGCACUCAUGGACCAAGGAGCGCACUCGUGGACCAAGGCGCGCACUCGUGGACCAAGGAGCGCACUCAUGGACCAAGGAGCGCACUCGUGGACCAAGGCGCGCACUCGUGGACCAAGGAGCGCACUCGUGGACCAAGGCGCGCACUCGUGGACCAAGGAGCGCACUCGUGGACCAAGGCGCGCACUCUUGGACCAAGGCGCGCACUCGUGGACCAAGGAGCGCACUCGUGGACCAAGGAGCGCGCUCGUGGACCAAGGAGCGCCCUCGUGGACCAAGGAGCGCGCUCGUGGACCAAGGAGCGCGCUCGUGGACCAAGGAGCGCGCUCGUGGACCAAGGAGCGCCCUCGUGGACCAAGGCGCGCACUCGUGGACCAAGGCGCGCACUCGUGGACCAAGGAGCGCACUCGUGGACCAAGGCGCGCACUCGUGGACCAAGGCGCGCACUCGUGGACCAAGGAGCGCUCUCGUGGACCAAGGAGCGCACUCGUGGACCAAGGAGCGCACUCGUGGACCAAGGAGCGCACUCGUGGACCAAGGCGCGCACUCGUGGACCAAGGAGCGCACUCGUGGACCAAGGAGCGCACUCGUGGACCAAGGCGCGCACUCGUGGACCAAGGAGCGCACUCGUGGACCAAGGCGCGCACUCGUGGACCAAGGCGCGCACUCGUGGACCAAGGAGCGCACUCGUGGACCAAGGAGCGCACUCGUGGACCAAGGAGCGCACUCGUGGACCAAGGAGCGCACUCGUGGACCAAGGCGCGCACUCGUGGACCAAGGAGCGCACUCGUGGACCAAGGAGCGCACUCGUGGACCAAGGAGCGCACUCGUGGACCAAGGCGCGCACUCGUGGACCAAGGAGCGCACUCGUGGACCAAGGCGCGCACUCGUGGACCAAGGAGCGCACUCGUGGACCAAGGAGCGCACUCGUGGACCAAGGCGCGCACUCGUGGACCAAGGCGCGCACUCGUGGACCAAGGCGCGCACUCGUGGACCAAGGCGCGCACUCAUGGACCAAGGAGCGCACUCGUGGACCAAGGCGCGCACUCGUGGACCAAGGAGCGCACUCAUGGACCAAGGAGCGCACUCCUGGACCAAGGCGCGCACUCGUGGACCAAGGAGCGCACUCGUGGACCAAGGCGCGCACUCGUGGACCAAGGAGCGCACUCGUGGACCAAGGCGCGCACUCUUGGACCAAGGCGCGCACUCGUGGACCAAGGAGCGCACUCUUGGACCAAGGCGCGGGGGUAGGAGGUUGGAGGGGGUAG